AUGGUGGAGACUGGAUUAGAUCUUCCAAUAAAGCAAAAUACUGAUGGAGAUGUGGUGUCAAAGGAAGACAAUGAAUGGACAGAGGAAGAAAAGAAGAAGGUUGAACUCAAUGCCAAGGCAAUCAACCUAAUGUACUGUGCUAUCAGUUUUGAAGAAUACAGAAAAUUUUCAAGGUGCAAAAUGGCUAAAGAAAUCUGGAACAAGCUCAAAAUCACCCAUGAAGGAACCAAGCAAGUAAGAGAGACCAGGACUGAUAUGCUGAUGAAGGAGUAUGAGAUGUUCAACAUGAAGGAGGAUGAAAGCAUCGAUCAAAUGUUCAAAAGGUUUUCAAUAAUCAUCAAUAACUUGGAUGCCAUGGGGAAAAGCUAUUCCAAAGAAACCUUGGUAAGGAAGAUCUUGAGGAGUCUUACUAAGAAGUAG
Messenger RNA from Arachis ipaensis, 420 nucleotides. RefSeq lists its product as uncharacterized. The record is from RefSeq and is a predicted model, not a curated record. Lineage: Eukaryota; Viridiplantae; Streptophyta; Magnoliopsida; Fabales; Fabaceae.